Messenger RNA from Chlorella variabilis, 2943 nucleotides. RefSeq lists its product as hypothetical. The record is from RefSeq and is a predicted model, not a curated record. Gene Ontology annotation, biological process: protein processing. Gene Ontology annotation, molecular function: metal ion binding. The coding region runs from base 1 to 2943 and encodes 980 amino acids. The transcript has 32 exons. NCBI's taxonomy places the organism in Eukaryota, Viridiplantae, Chlorophyta, Trebouxiophyceae, Chlorellales, Chlorellaceae.
AUGCAGGCUGAAGCACAGCCGGUGCCACAAAAGCUGCAUGGGUUCUCAUUGGUGGAGCAGCAGUACGUGACAGAGUAUGCCUCGCAGGUGCUGAUGUAUCGCCAUGACAAGACGGGGGCCCAGCUCAUGAGCGUCAUCAACUCGGAUGAGAACAAGACCUUUGGCGUGACCUUCAGGACGCCAGUGGCCAACAGCCGAGGGGUGCCACACAUUCUGGAGCACAGCGUACUUUGUGGCAGCCGCAAGUACCCAAUCAAGGAGCCCUUUGUGGAACUAAUGAAGGGCAGCCUCAACACCUUCCUCAAUGCCUUCACCUAUCCGGACAGAACCUGCUACCCGGUGGCCUCCAUCAACCUGCAGGACUUUUACAACCUUGUCGAUGUUUACCUAGAUGCCGUCUUUCACCCGCGAUGUGUGGAGGAUCCUCGCAUCUUUGCACAGGAAGGCUGGCACUACGAGCUGGAUGACAAGGAGGCCCCAUUGACCUACAAGGGUGUUGUCUUCAAUGAGAUGAAGGGCGUCUACUCCUCCCCGGAUGCCGUAAAUGGUCGCGUCACGCAGUCCGCACUGUUCCCAGACAACACAUAUGUUGAGGACAGCGGCGGCGACCCCAUCGCCAUCCCUGACCUCACUUUUGAGGAGUUUCAGAAAUUCUACUCCGACUACUACCACCCCUCCAAUGCCCGCUUUUGGUUCUAUGGUGACGACCCUGUGGAGCAGCGGCUGCGGCUGGUGGAUACCUACCUCCAGGAGUUUGAGGCGCGCCCAGUGGACUCCUCAGAACCGCGGUGUGUGGUUGCCCACUACGCGGCGGGCGAGGGCAGUGACAGCAGCUGCGAAGCACGUGCCUUUGUGUCGCUCAACUGGGUGCUGACCGAGCAGCCGCUGGACCUGGAGACAGAGCUGGCGCUGGGCUUCCUCAACUACCUUAUGCUGGGCACCUCCGCCUCGCCACUGCGCAAGGCCCUCAACGACAGCGGGCUGGGCGAGAGCAUCAUUGGGGGGGGCGUAGAGGAUGAGCUGAGGCAGCCCGUCUUCUCGCUGGGCCUCAAGGGCGUGAAGGAGGAGGACGCAGCCAAGGUGGAGGCCCUGAUCCUGGAUACCCUGGAGCAGCUGGAGAAGGAGGGGUUCAGCCAGAGCGCGGUGGAGGCGGCCGUGAACACCAUCGAGUUCAGUCUCAGGGAGAACAACACCGGCCGCUUCCCGCGUGGCCUCUCCCUUAUGCUGCGCUCCAUGUCGGCCUGGAUUUACGACCGCGAUCCUUUCCAGCCCCUCAGAUGGCAGGACGACCUGGAGAAGUUUAAGGCGCGGCUGGCACGAGGGGAGGACGUGUUUGGGCCCCUCAUCCGCAAGUACCUUUUGGACAAUGGGCACCGCGUGACUGUGGAGCUGCGCCCUGACAGUCAGCUGGGUGAUUCCAUUGCGCAGACGGAGCAGCAGCGUCUGCAGGCAACGCGCGACGGCAUGGGCAAGGGCGAUCUGGAGAAGGUGGUGGCCUCCACACAGGAGCUCAAGGAGCGACAGGAGACGCCUGACCCGCCCGAGGCCCUGUCCUGCAUCCCUUCGCUGCGCCUGGCGGACAUCCCCAAGACGAUCACAACCAUCCCCACCACCAUAAUUGACGCCACAGGUGGUGCCACCAUCCUGUCCCACGACCUCUUCACUAACGACGUCCUCUACCUGGACAUCGCCUUUGACAUGCGCCCUCUGCCGCGCGACCUUCUCCCCCUGAUGCCCCUCUUCUGCCGCUGUCUCACCCAGAUGGGCACCAGCACCGAGAGCUUCAUUGAGCUGACAGAGCGGAUUGGGUGCAAAACCGGCGGCCUCUCUGUGUCCCCCUCUGUCAUGAGCAAGAAGGGCAGCGAGGAGCCACUGGCCUACGUCACGGUGCGGGGCAAGGCAAUGGCUAGCAAGGCUGGCGACAUGCUUGACAUCGCUCGAGACAUCCUGCUCACUGCUCGCCUGGAUGACUGUGAUCGCUUCAAGCAGAUGGUGCUGGAGACCAAGAGCAGCCUAGAGGCAGGAGUGGUAGGAGCGGGGCACAGCUUCGCGGCCAGCCGGCUGGACGCGCAGCGCAACAUGGCGGGCUGGGUCAACGAGCAGAUGGGUGGCAUCUCCUACCUGGAUUUCAUUCGGAGGCUGGUGGGCCGCGUGGAGUCGGACUGGGAGAGCGUGCAGGCGGAUCUGGAGGCCAUCAGAAAAGCGCUGCUGCAGCGGCAGGGAGUGCUGCUCAACAUGACAGCCGAUGAGAACACGCUGAGACUGGCCACGGCCCAUGUGGAUGCUUUCCUCGACUCCCUGCCCAGUGUCUCGGGUACGGCAGCAGCCUGGAAUGUGCCGCUGCAGCGCCAGAACGAGGCGCUCGUGGUGCCCACGCAGGUUAACUAUGUGUGCAAGGCUGCCAAUCUUUAUGAAGAUGCCGGCUAUCAGCUGUCGGGUGCCAGCUACGUGAUCAACAAGUCGCUGUCUACCAGCUGGCUCUGGGAUAGGGUGCGCGUGGUGGGCGGUGCAUAUGGCGGCUUCUGUGACUUCGACACCCAUUCUGGCAUGUUCACCUUCUCCUCGUACCGCGACCCCAAUCUGCUAAAGACUGUUGAUGUCUUCGACGGCACAGUAGAUUUCCUGCGGGAGCUGGAGAUGAGUGAAGAUGAGCUGUCCAAGGCCAUCAUUGGCACCAUUGGGGAUAUCGAUGCCUACCAACUGCCAGAUGCCAAGGGGCGCACCGCCUUCAUGCGCCACAUCCUGGGCAUCACCGACGAGGAGCGCCAGCAGCGCAGGGAGGAGAUUCUGGGUACCAGCGCGAAGGACUUUCGCCAGUUUGCCGACGUGCUUGCUGCAGUGCGCGACAAGGGGCACGUGGUGGCCGUCACCUCAGCUGACAAGCUGGAGGCGGCACAGGCUGAGCGGCCGGGCUUCUUUUCGGCGGUGAAGAAGGUGCUCUGA